Molecule: messenger RNA, 627 nt
Organism: Staurois parvus
Lineage: Eukaryota; Metazoa; Chordata; Amphibia; Anura; Ranidae
Source: the annotation of a GenBank genome assembly
CUUGCCCAGUUCAGACAACGUAAGGGGCAGACUGACAGCCAGGCUUCCACCAAGAAGAGCAAGAAAAAGAAGACCUCCUCUGGCUCCAAACAUCGGGAGAAGCCUGAAGAAACCCCAGAAGCUGGCUUAUCCCAGAACGAUGAGACCCUAUCACAGACUGCUCCGAGCGGAGCCAGUACCACUGCAGAGUUCACCAUCAUGAGAACGCUGCCUCAUGGCGAGAUGAUUCAGCAUGAUAAGACCUACACCAUUGAGCCUGAAAGUGAGGUGUCUACCACGGCCGAUGAUUAUAGCUCUGAGGAGGAAGAGUUCGAGGUGCGGGAAACGUUCAGCGACCGAGGCACUCAGAGCACCCUUUCGCGGCUCGAGGUGAUGGAGGAUGAACUGGUCGGGAAGCAGCAAGAAAUCGAGGAAUUGAACAGAGAACUGGAAGAGAUGAGGGCGGCCUAUGGAACGGAGGGAUUGCAACAGCUCCAGGAGUUUGAGACGGCCAUAAAACAGAGAGACGGCAUCAUCACUCAGCUUACAGCCAACCUCCAGCAAGCCAGGAAGGAGAAAGAUGACAUCAUGAGGGAGUUUCUGGAAUUGACUGAGCAAAGCCAAAAGCUGAAGAUUCAGUUUCAGCAU